Messenger RNA from Colletotrichum truncatum, 1536 nucleotides. RefSeq names its product transferase family protein. The record is from RefSeq and is a predicted model, not a curated record. Gene Ontology annotation, molecular function: acyltransferase activity, transferring groups other than amino-acyl groups. NCBI's taxonomy places the organism in Eukaryota, Fungi, Ascomycota, Sordariomycetes, Glomerellales, Glomerellaceae.
AUGCUAAUAGUCAUGGCCACAAACACCUACGAGACAAAAUCCCGCCACAUUGACAGCAGUCAUGUCGACAAGACGGCCAACAGCAUUACGACUCAACUGAGUGUUUUCGAUUUGAUACCACCCAGAGUAUACAUCAAGUUUAUUGUUUAUCUACCACUACAGCCAAAAGUCAGCUUUGAACGAGCAUUUGCGCAUCUGCAGGCGGGGCUUCGCGAAACCCUUCAACAAUUUCCCUUUCUCAACGGCCGUAUCUUCCCCAGAGAUGAGCGUGAGCCCGGCUGGCGACCUGGACAUAUUGUAGCCUCUUAUAGUCCUUCCGGCUCUAACAAGGAGGACAGCCCUCGACAGCUCAUUUUUAAAGAUCUCUCAAAAACAUUACCUGACUUUGAAGACCUUCGAGAUGCAGGCUUCGAAUUUUCCGCCUUCGAGGAUGAGCUCGUUCUUUCGGCUCCAUUUGUGCCAGAUCUCACAGGCGGCGCUGAUGUCUUUUUAGCCCAGGCAAAUUUUGUCAACGGUGGCUGCAUCCUGGCAACUGGAUUCCACCACUCUGCCAGUGACGCUACGGGCAUGGUUACAGCAAUGAGAGCAUGGGCAGAACACUGCAGAAGCUUAGGUCAAUCUGAUGCCAACAUUUGCAGCUGGAUUACCCCAGAAAGCUUUGAUCGGAAUCUUCUCGAACGGUUGUGGAGCAAAACGCCAGCCAAACCUGUUUCUGAGAUCCCCCGCGACACUUGGGGUUUCCUAGGGUUUCAGCCUCCAGACGCGGAGGAUGAGGUCCCAACGAGUACGACCUCGCCAUCAGCCCCUAGUCGGACUAUGGAGUCAAGCAUUUUUUACAUUUCACCGGAGAACUUUAAGAAACUGAAGCAAGAAGUCCUUGGUGAUGGACAAAACGGCACGGGCUUAUCGGCCAACGAUGCGCUUUUGGCUCUUUUCUGGAGAGCUCUGAUGAAAGCGCGUUACAAAGCCGCCAUCGCUGCGGGACAAACAACACCUCCGGAUGAGAUAUCAUAUCUUGAAUCACCGGUUGAUGGCAGGCCGGACUUUGAUCCUGCUCUUCCCUCAUCUUAUGCCGGAAAUCUCGUCAUUGUGAACAAAGUUCCAAUGCCUGUCGUUGAGCUCGCUGCCCCGACAACGAGCCUUAGAGACGUCGCUCUCAGGAUUCGAUCACAGGCGGCCAAAGUAAGCCCGGAGCUUGUCAAGGAUGCAUUCACUCUUAUGCGGGAGGUGUCGGACUACACGAAGCUGAAGCACGCGUUUACGCGCCUGGAUGGCUUCGAUGUUAUGAUCACCUCUGUGCUCCUGUUGCCACUGGACAAGAUCAACUUCGGGGCCGAGAUUUUUGACAACGACGGCAAGCCGGAGUCGCUGCGUCCCUUGAUGGAUGCUUUCAAUGCCAACUUCAGGCUUUGCAUGGUUUUACCUAUGAAGAGUCAUGGCGGUAUCGAGUUGCUCGUUAGUCUUUUUGACGAUGAGAUGGAACAGUUAAUGAAGGAUGAAGAGUUUGCCGAAUUCGCGGCGUUUUGUUGUCAUUAA